AUGAUGCAGUGUAAUUUAAAUAUUAAAACGUCUUCUGCAUUCUCAAAAGCAACAAAAGAAAUCAAAGAGAAAUUAAACUUCAAUGAGUUUCUGGUAAACUUGAAAAUUAAAAACCUUAGAGCAGCAGGGAUUUUGAGACAUAAGGGCCCUCUACAAUAUUUUCUUCUACCAUUGCAAUCUUCAUCUCCUAGGACAGGAGAAGGGCAAUGGGCUUCAGAUCCAUCCGUUUUAAAUGCGGCUGUAAUUUUAAAGAAGUUUAGUUUACAACUUCUGAUUGAUAAAUGA
This is a messenger RNA of Clunio marinus, 285 nucleotides long. Lineage: Eukaryota; Metazoa; Arthropoda; Insecta; Diptera; Chironomidae. The record is from the annotation of a GenBank genome assembly.